CUACGAUUCUUCUUCAAUCGCCAAAAAAAGGCACACCAACACAUUCCAGGCAGAAACCAAACAACCCCCAAACUUGGCAUCCAUCCACCCACCAUCCCCAAGUCAAGAACAACUGUCUCAGUUCACGAGCGACGAUGAGCAAGUCGAGCUUUAUCAAGGAGUACAAGCUGGUGGUGGUUGGCGGCGGUGCCGUCGGAAAAUCCGCCCUCACCAUCCAGUUUAUCCAGUCACACUUUGUGGACGAGUAUGAUCCGACGAUUGAGGACUCGUAUCGCAAGCAGUGCGUGAUUGACGAGGAGGUUGCACUCCUCGACAUUCUCGACACAGCCGGACAGGAGGAGUACAGCGCGAUGCGCGAGCAGUACAUGCGCACUGGCGAGGGCUUCCUGCUUGUGUACUCCAUCAUUGACAAGAGCAGCUUCGAGGAAAUCCAGACCUUCCACAGCCAAAUCCUCCGCGUCAAGGACAAGGACGAGUUCCCCAUGAUUCUUGUUGGCAACAAGUCUGAUUUGGAGAACGAGAGACAAGUCAGCACCAGCGAAGGCCAGGAGCUUGCCAAGCAACUUAAGAUUCCACACGUGGAGACGAGCGCCAAGCAGCGCGUCAACGUCGACUUUGCCUUCCACGAGCUCGUCCGCAUCAUCCGAGAGGCCAUUGUUCUCUGCUGGGCGGCAUGCGCAGCGCUUGUGCUGUGCUUCGCCUUCCUGGUCGCCGCUCGACCACUUCCCAUGCAGCUGAACCUUGCACAGCUUCGCCAACGAGCACAACAGUCUUCUUCGCACAACCAACAAGCACAACUACAGCUCAACCAGGGCUCCGGCCUUGGCCUUGUCCUCGUCGCCACAGACACUGCGAGGGCACAAGUCAUUGUGCAGAACCUCAGGCAACAGGACAACUACCACGGCUCCAUCGAAGUGUUCUUCGCGGAUGAUGCGGACGUGGCGGAGAUGAGCGAGUAUGGCAGCGUUGCCUCUCGCCCACUGCCCCUGUCCAUCAGCUCCCAGUCCGACAUGGCGCACGCCAAGGCCAUCGCCACGGCAUUGGCAGAGUGCAGCCGCUGCGUUGUCCUCGACGACGAGUCCUACAUCGUUUCCGGCCUUGACGCCCUCAUGCGCUCCCUCGAGACAUCCGCCGCGGUGUUCAUUGGCAUGGACGGUGAUGUGAGCACCUCCAGCAUCGCUCUGGCAACAGGCCUUGACCUUGAGUCGUCUGUUUCCGCUGUCUCCCAAGCUGUGUUUGGUGUCGACAAGGCUGUGCUUGCAGAUGCGCUGGAGGCCUCCAUUGUCCUCUCCUCUGCCCAGCUCGCCGAUGCCCCCGACGCCCUCACCGUCUUCGCCGCGCUCUCCAAAGCUUCCUCGGCGUCCAUCCUCGCUGGUGGUCACGCCCUUGUUGGCAGUAACAACAACGGCAACUUCUGCGGUCACACCCUCCUCUCCAUCACCCUCGAUGACGACAUUGAGGUCACCACCAUCUCCACGCUGACCCCGGCCGCCGCGUCCGCAGACUGGACACACAUGCAGAUGAUCCACUCUUCGCUCCCUGCAAGCAACGAGCAGUGGUGCCUGCGCAUGGACCAUUCAGACGUCGUCCAGCUCAGCGAGGAUUUGUCUUCAUAUCGCACCAUCCUGAGCGCUGCCUCAGGCCACCGCGCACGCCGUGUCGUUUCCACGACGACCACGACCACGACCACUACCACGACGUCCACCACAACGGGCUCCUUCGCCUCGUCCUCAGUCGCCUCAAGCGUCCUCGCAACAACCACAACCACCACUACCACCACCACGACAACCACAACCACAACUACUACCACCACCACCACGACAACCACAACCACGACCCUCGUCGUCACCGUCUUCGAUGGCCCCUCCUCCGGCUGGGUGGAGUUCCAAGGCUCAGAGUACAACGUGUACGCAGACACCAAGCUGUCGUUUGGUGAUGCCCAGGCCGCAUGCGAAGCCGUGGACGGUAACCUUGCUGUCGUCACAUCCUUCCAUGAACACGUGUGGGUGACUGGCUUUGCACUCGGCCGUACCACCAACAACGAGCUGUGGAUUGGUGGCAUCUUCCCCACACCGGGCGAGCUCGCCUGGAUCGACGGCAGUGAGGUUGUUGACUUUGACCUGCCAUUCAGGGAGGGCGAGCCAUCCGGCAACUCCCAGGAAGGCUGCCUUCUGCUGAACGCGCGCAACGAGAACGAUGUUCGCACGGGCACGUGGGAGGAUCUGCGUUGCGGUCGCUCCCGCUCCUACAUCUGCGAGAGGCCUGCACCCACCACGACAACGACCACCACGACCACGACCACCACGACGACAACGACAACCACCACGACGACCACAACCACCACCACAACCACCACGACUACCCUGUCCACCACCACAACGACCACAACCACCCUGCCACCAGUCACCGUGUUCGACGGUCCGGACGGCUGGGUCGAGUUUGGCGAUUACGAAUACAACGUGUACGACGAGAACAAGCUCGGCUUUGGCGAUGCCCAGGCCGCGUGCGAGGGCUUUGGCGGUAACCUCGCUGUCGUCCUCUCCUACUACGAGCACAUCUUCGUCACCGGCCUUGCACUCGGCCGCACACCAAACAACGAGCUGUGGAUUGGUGGCAUCUUCCCCACACCGGGCGAGCUCGCCUGGAUCGACGGCAGUGAGGUUGUCGACUUUGACCUGCCAUUCAGGGAGGGCGAGCCAUCCGGUAACAAGCAGGAGGGCUGCCUGUUGCUGAACGCGCGCAACGAGAACGAUGUUCGCACGGGCACGUGGGAGGACCUGCGCUGCGGCCGCACCCGCUCCUACAUCUGCCAGCGCCCCAUCCCAACCACCACCACCACAACAACGACAACGACGUCCACCACGUCCACGACAACGUCCACGACCACCACAGGCUCCUUUGCCUCGUCGUCAUACGCCUCGAGCGUCUUUGUCACCAGCACCAGCACCACGACCACAACCACAACCACAACCACGACGACCACAACCACAACCACCACCACGACCACCACCACAACAACCACAACCACAACCACGUUCGCUGUCACCGUCUUUGAUGGUGUGUCUUCUGGCUGGGUUGAGUUUGGCGAGUCUGAGUACAACGUGUACGACGAGAACAAGCUCGGCUUUGGCGAUGCCCAGGCCGCGUGCGAGGGCUUUGGCGGUAACCUUGCUGUCAUCACGUCCCAGCACGAGCACGCGUGGGUGACUGGCUUCGCUCUUGGUCGCACACCAAACAACGAGCUGUGGAUUGGUGGCAUCUUCCCCACACCGGGCGAGCUCGCCUGGAUCGAUGGCACGGAGGUUGUCGACUUUGACCUGCCAUUCAGGGAGGGCGAGCCAUCCGGUAACAAGCAGGAAGGCUGCCUGUUGCUGAACGCGCGCAACGAGAACGAUGUUCGCACGGGCACGUGGGAGGAUCUGCGCUGCGGCCGCUCCCGCUCCUACAUCUGUGAGCGUCCCAUUCCCACGACCACGACCACGACCACGACCACCACAACCACGACGACAACCACAACCACGACGACGACUACCACCACAACCACGUCGACCACAACCACGACGACGAGCACUACAACCACCACCACAACCACCACAACCACAACCACAACCACCACAACCACCACGACUACGACAACCACAACCACCACAACCACAACCACGACGACGACGACCACCACCCCUCUGUGGGUCGAGUUUGGCAACUCCGAGUAUCAAGUGUAUGGCGUGGACAAGGUGGGCUUCGGCUCCGCUGAGUCCACCUGCGAGAACAACGGCGGCCACCUGGCUGUCGUCACCUCCCAGGACGAGCAAGACUGGCUGGAGGUGUUUGCGCGCAGCAUGACAACAAACAACGAGGUCUGGAUUGGCGGCGUGUUCAACACGCCAGGGCAGCUCGAGUGGGUUGACGGCACGGACGUCGUUGACUUUGGUCUGCCAUGGGAGGAGGGCGAGCCAACUGGCGAGGCAAACGAGAACUGCCUUCUCAUGAGCGUGCGCGACGCCGACAACAACCCAAUUGGCACGUGGGAGGACACGCGCUGCAACCGCAAGCGCUCCUUUGUCUGCGAGCGUGAGCUGCCGACGACCACAACAACCACCACCACCACAACCACGACUACAACCACCACGACCACCACAACCACGAGCACGACCACGACAACGACCACAACCACCACCACAACGACAACCACCACCACAAGCACCACAACAACGACAACCACCACCACAAGCACCACAACAACGACAACCACCACCACCACCACAACAACGACAACCACCACAACAACGUCGACCACCCAGCUCGUGUCUGCCCUGGUCAACCCAAGCUUCGAGCUCGACUCGUUUGAGUCAAUGUUCCAGCCAGGUGAGGCCUUUGCUUGGGCGGUCACAUCGUCCGCUGGCGUGCUUAAGGCCGAGGGCUUCUUCACCGACCCCACACCGGAGGGCGCACAGGUGCUGUACAUGACCGCGGGCGCAACGGCGGAACAGACAUCGACGGUUGCCGUCUCCUCUGGCGAGCACUACACCAUCACCCUCUCCUUCGGCCACCGCACCAGCCUGGACAUGCUCCAGUGCACUGUCCUCGUCACCACCUCCGACACCACCACGCAGCUGUCAAGCAUGACAGUCGAGCGGAACCAGGUGCCCGCGGGCCGCUUCACCAUCUUUGCUGUCGACUUCACUGUCCCAGAGGGCGUUGAUGGCGAGAACAUGGUGCUCAGCUUCGUCGCUGGUACAGGCACGGGUCAGGUUGUAGUGGACAACAUUGAGAUCUUCAAGACACCCGCGUAAGCAUCACGCACAUGCACAGCACCCGCGCACAUGCAUGCGUAUGUGUUAUCCCCAUUUGCUUGGUGACGCGCAUGUCUUUGUGUUGUAUCUCUCUAAGUCACUGUUUCUUUUGUGUCCAGUGGUGUAUCCAUUACACCUUGCAUGCCUUCCUUGCUUCCCUUACCCCCCUCCACUUCCAUCCGCGCUUGUGGUGUUCUUUUGCUUUCUUUCCUCCAUUUCGUGCCCCAUCCCCCGUAUUCUCCCUUAGACGAUGGUGACACUCGCAUGUUGAAUGGUGCUGUGGUUUGUGGAUGAUGCUGGUUCUGUUGUUGUUGUUGUUGUUGAUGAUGAUGGUGGUGGUAGCGGCGAUGUUGAUGAUGAAGGGAUGACAUGUGCUGCAGAGAGCGAGGAAGGAAGCAAUUGCCUGUAUCAACCAUGGGCGUGGUUACUGGUCUGGGGGCCCCAAUUCUUUUCCCCUGCACUCGUGCGUGCAUGUAGUGUAACUGUGUGCACGUUUCGCUGUGCUGCUGGUUGUACAUGUUAGUGCUUUAUGUGUGCGUGUGUGUGUGUCUUUGUUGUUCUGUACCCGUCGUCGCGUGCGUCGUUAUGUUACGCAUCCAUCCUCCCCUGAUGAAGCUGCAUCUUGACUCUUUUGCGCUUCUCUUGUACUUGUUGUACUCUUGUUGCUGUGAACGCACCGUUGUGUGUGUGUGUGUUUGCCCUGCGUGUUGCGUGCUGCGUCUCUCUUGUGGAUACACUUGUCACCAGCAGACGUCUUCUUCAGUUUUGUGUAGCACGUUGCGACGACGUCCUUGUUUUACUUACUGGCUUGUUGUUGGUUGGUAGUCCUUGUGUCUUGUGUCUUGUGUCUUUUGUGUCUUUUGUCUGUAUGUGACAUGACAUGGUGUGGUGAUCGCAUGUCGCCUUCACAACCAUUGCAUUGGUGUCACAGACGACACGUGUCGCUUCCGUUUGUGUGUGUGUGUGUGUUUGUACGUGUGUGUAUGUCGUCGUUUGGUCUUGCUUUGAGAAUGAAUCAAACAAUACACAACCAAGAAAAGAAG
Messenger RNA from Salpingoeca rosetta, 5836 nucleotides. RefSeq names its product ras-1. The record is from RefSeq and is a predicted model, not a curated record. Gene Ontology annotation, molecular function: signaling receptor activity; GTP binding; GTPase activity. Bases 135 to 4793 code for a protein of 1552 amino acids. The transcript has 18 exons. NCBI's taxonomy places the organism in Eukaryota, Choanoflagellata, Craspedida, Salpingoecidae.